Folsomia candida is the source of this 1951-nucleotide messenger RNA. RefSeq lists its product as uncharacterized. The record is from RefSeq and is a predicted model, not a curated record. NCBI's taxonomy places the organism in Eukaryota, Metazoa, Arthropoda, Collembola, Entomobryomorpha, Isotomidae. The transcript has 5 exons. The coding region runs from base 186 to 1268 and encodes 360 amino acids.
CUCACCCACGACCCACAACAACCAAAACAAACCACAACUUGGUUGGUUCCAAAAUUUUCUCUUGGUUUUUUUCAUAUUUUCGAAAUUAUUAUUUCUGUCUGGACAAAGCUUUUAAAAUUGGAUACUGUUCGCCCCAAUACAAUUAUACGAUUUAUAGGAUAAGGCAUAUACUAAAUAUUUAGAUAAUGGAUCGAUUGAAGUCAGUGCCUUAUAAAUUAUGGCGUCGUCGAAGCGGAAACAGCCAAAUAUCCGACCAAAACCCUCCCACCUUAUCAUCCCCCACGGAAGAUGACGACAUUUUCGAAGAAGAAAGGUCACCCCUCGAACUCGCCACUGAAGAGAACGCUCAUCUUCAAGCCACCGUGAUCAAGUUGACCCAAGAUCUCGAAAGUUUGCAAAAUUCACACCUCUCCCUAGAGUCAAAGGUGGACGAUCUAGAUCAAAAAUUGCAGCUCGAACGACGCCGAGUCGAAUGGCAGAAACGAUUUUACGAAAAGAAAAUUGUCGACGUGGCCAUGGGUGUGUUUUCAUCAUCCGACAAUGAUCACGGAAGGUGCGACCCGGACCAUCUCCUCGCCUCCUUGUCGCACGACUUCUACAAGGAAACGAUUCUCGAACUGGUCGCGGAGCAGGAGCGGAAAGACGGUCAAAUUCAAGAUAUGAAGUCUUCCUUCGAAGAAGAAAUCAAAAGGUUGCAGACGAGACAAGAGGCUGACCUUGCGGAUACCGUGGAAGCCCAUUUCCUCCAAGUCCAGCAGUUGACCCAAGGUCAAGAAGAAUUGAUCCGCGACCUGUUAAGUGGUUGUGAGCAAGGUCUCUUUAAAGAAAUGAGGGAAGAAUACUUGAUUGCAUCGGAGAGGAACGUAGAACUCAAGACGACGAAUGGAAAUAAGAUCUGGGUCCAGUUUUCUAAAUUCUCCUCUCAAAAGAAGGGCAUCAUUAUUGCAGUGAUUUCUAUUGUGACCGUAGCCACUGCAGGGUGGGCAAGUUGGGGCUUUAUCACGUGGGUGUGGCCACGUCUCAUCAUUUUCGCCGACUCGGUACUCGCCAACCCACAAACGCUGUCCGUUUGGAUGACGUAUCUCGUCGAGCUGCUAAACUCCCCACAGUUUCAAACCUUUGUUCUCGCCUGGGAGCAAGGUCAGCCGGUGAUGAAUUGUCUCAAACCAUUUCUAAACACGGCCCUCCUCGCAUCCGCAUUACAACUGGCUCCCAACUUUUUGUCGCAGUUGAAAAAACGAAAAUCGGGAAAUACUGCAACGUUUUAAAUUAUUAGGUGAAGUCCAGUUUUAUUUUAAUUGAAAUAAUUGAAACUGGACAUAUUACUUAAUACCAAAUUAUAUUAUUUAAAUGUGUUACUUAAUUAUGAUGAUUGAUCAGUUACGAUCAUUACAAAUUUAGAGCAAGAAGGUAGCGAAAAAUAAUGUAGAGAUAACGUAUAAUUUAAAGGGUCAACGUGCACUUGGAAAUAUUAACUCAUGGUUGGCUUGACCGUCACAAAUUUAGUUAUUGGAAGUGAAAAUACAUAUGUAGAAAGAUAAGAUGUGAAUAAUAAUUAAAUGCCUUUCCAAACUUGUGUAAACUCAUAUACAGAAUAAUAACGUCACAAAUUUUAUUCACAAGAUUCUAGUUUCGCUUUAGACAUAAUAGAUGAUCAAUGUGAUGACCAUAACGGUGAGAGUGAUCAAAACAACGAAAAUUUUGAUAAAAUUGUUAAAUAUUUUUAAAAUUAAGUUUAUUAUCUUGAUUCUGCUGUUAAUGAAUGACUUAAUCCUUAAUUAUUAAUUUAUUAAUAUACACAGUCAACAGUGCUUAGUACAUAAAUAAAACAAAUGACACGCUAUAAUGCAUAUAAGUAUGUAACCCCGUCCAGGAUGUAAUCUUUGCGUUCACAAUAGUUUACGCACAGUCAGACAAAUGAACUUAAUAAAAUUAACUGUAAACUCAAAAA